GCUAAAGAUGGGUUAUAUAAUGUUCAGGAUUGGAUUAUAAAUGCUGUUCAGAUGAGAUGUUGAGACUCAAAGCAUCAAGGCCUGUAGGCACCAGCAUAUACUGAGCAGGUUGCAAAUUGAUUGGAAAACAACAGCGUUGCUUGACAUGGAGACUGCAAUGUUCACCUGCUGGCUCCUUUUCCUGCUGUUCAGUCCAGCUGUUCCCAUGUGUUUACCCACUGACUUCACCCUGCAUGUGGAGAAGCCGGAGUGUGACUUCUGCGUGGCCAUCAACACCACCAUCUGCAUGGGAUUUUGCUACUCAAGGGACAGCAACAUGAGGGAUGUACUCAGGCCACGCUUCCUUGUCCAGAGGGGCUGUACCUAUGACAGGGUGGAGUACCGCACAGCCUUGCUGCCCGGCUGCCCCGUGGAUGCCGACCCGGUCUUCACCUACCCUGUGGCUCUCAGCUGCCACUGUGCUGCCUGCAGGACUGACAGCGAUGAGUGCACACACAGGGCCAGUGUGGCCAGAACGAGGUGUUCCAAACCAGUCAGACAUCUCUACCCAUACCCUGGUCAGGGCAACUACAUGAUCCCUUUCUGAUUCUUCUGUUGUUGAUGUCCUCAGCUUGUCUGUUGUUAUUGUUGCAAAAAUGACUAAGCUGAAACUGCAUGAUGCAUGAAUGUUUGGAGAGAAGACUGACGUCAUCCUUUAGCUCAUGUCUGAGUCAAUGAUCUCCGUACUUCCUAUUGUACCAGUCUGUUUCAUUGUGCCCGUGUU
This is a messenger RNA of Scatophagus argus, 763 nucleotides long. It is a transcript of the gene tshba, whose product is annotated as thyroid stimulating hormone subunit beta a. Gene Ontology annotation, cellular component: extracellular region; cytoplasm. Bases 146 to 586 code for a protein of 146 amino acids. Gene Ontology annotation, molecular function: hormone activity. NCBI's taxonomy places the organism in Eukaryota, Metazoa, Chordata, Actinopteri, Scatophagidae. The transcript has 3 exons. Gene Ontology annotation, biological process: G protein-coupled receptor signaling pathway. The record is from RefSeq and is a predicted model, not a curated record.